GGCAGAGCCGCGCCCGCGGAGCAGCGCGGCCGGGCCACGAUGCUGCUGCCGCCGCCGCCGCUGCUGCUGCUGCUGCUGGGCGCCGCGCUGGCCCCGGGCAGCGCCUUCAACCUGGACGUGGAGCGCCCGGCCGUCUACUCGGGCCCGGCCGGCAGCUACUUCGGCUUCGCCGUGGACUUCUUCGCCCCCGACCCGCUCUCGACAUAUCUUCUGGUGGGAGCUCCCAAAGCCAACACUAGCCAGCACAACAUCGUAGAGGGAGGGCAGGUGCUCAAGUGCAGCUGGAACUCCAACAGGAACUGCCAGCCCAUUGUGUUUGAUGCCACAGGUAACAGAGACUUUGCUCCUGGUGAUCCAUUAGAAUUUAAGUCUCAUCAGUGGUUUGGAGCCUCUGUGAGAUCCCAAAAUGACAAAAUCCUGGCCUGUGCCCCUCUGUACCACUGGAGAACUGAAACAAAACAAGAGAGAGAACCUGUAGGAACAUGUUACCUGCUUGCUGGGUCCAAAUUUGUGGAAUAUGCUCCCUGCAGGUCAACAACUAUUGAUGCAGAUGGACAGGGAUUUUGUCAAGGUGGAUUUAGCAUUGACUUCACAAAGGGAGACAGGGUGCUGCUGGGAGGACCUGGAAGUUUUUACUGGCAAGGCCAGCUGAUUUCUGACAGAGUGACAGAGAUUGUGGCAAAGUAUGACUCCAAAGUCUACAGCACCAAGUAUGAUGACCAGCUAGCCACCAGGCCUGCCAGUGCUGCUUUUGAUGACAGCUACUUGGGUUAUUCAGUGGCUGUUGGAGACUUCAAUGAUGAUGGCAUUGAAGACUUCGUGUCAGGAGUCCCACGGGCAGCAAGAACUCUGGGCAUGGUGUCCAUUUACAAUGGGAAAAACAUGUCCUCCAUGUACAACUUCACUGGAGAGCAGAUGGCUGCCUAUUUUGGGUAUUCGGUGGCUGCCACAGAUAUUGAUGGGGACAAUUACACAGAUCUGUUUAUUGGAGCCCCUCUUUUUAUGGAUCGAAGCUCAGAUGGGAAGCUUCAGGAGGUUGGCCAAGUAACCAUCUGCCUUCAGCGAGCCUCAGGAUGGUUUCAGACAGCAAAGCUGAAUGGCUUUGAGAUCUUUGCGCGGUUCGGGAGCUCCAUCGCGCCCCUGGGGGACCUGGAUCAGGAUGGCUUCAAUGACGUUGCAGUUGCCGCUCCAUAUGGUGGAGAGGACAAGAGAGGGCUGGUGUACAUCUACAACGGAGGAGCGAGUGGUUUGAAUGCCAUCCCAUCCCAGGUCCUGGAAGGGCAGUGGGCUGCUCGCACCAUGCCCCCCAGCUUUGGGUACUCCCUGAAAGGAGCCACAGAUGUAGACAAAAAUGGAUAUCCAGACUUGAUUGUUGGAGCCUUUGGUGUUGACACAGCUGUUCUGUACAGGGCAAGACCAGUUAUUAGAGUAAAUGCUGCCCUGGAAGUUAAUCCAACCAUUCUAAACCCAGAAAACAAAGCCUGUUCACUGGGAGAUGUAAAGGUUUCUUGCUUCAAAGUGAAGUUCUGCUUAAAGGCAGACGGCAAAGGAAAGCUCCCCAACUCGCUCAAUUUCCAGGUGGAGCUGCUGCUGGACAAGCUGAAGCAGAAAGGAGCCAUCAGGAGAGCUCUGUUUCUGCACAGCAAACAGCCCAGCCACUCCAAGAACAUGACCAUUACUAAGGGGGGCAAAAUGAACUGCGAGGAACUCGAUGCCUUCUUGAGGGAUGAAUCUGAGUUCAGAGACAAGCUGACUCCCAUCACCAUUUUCAUGGAAUAUCGUCUGGAUUACAAAACAGCUGCAGAUGCCACAGGACUGCACCCUAUCCUCAACCAGUUCACUCCUGCCAACAUGAGCAGACAGGCCCAUAUCCUGCUGGAUUGUGGGGAUGAUAACAUCUGCAAACCAAAGCUGGAGGUGUCAGUAGAAAGUGACCAGAAGCAGAUCUACAUUGGUGAUGACAACCCCCUGACCCUGAUUGUCAGUGCCCAGAACCAGGGGGAGGGAGCCUAUGAGGCCGAGCUCUUUGUGCUGGUUCCUCCCCAGGCGGAUUUCAUCGGCGUCGUCCGCAACAACGAGGCUUUGGCCAGACUGUCAUGUGCUUUUAAAACAGAGAAUCAGACUCGCAUGGUGGUUUGUGACCUGGGCAACCCCAUGAAAGCAGGAACUAAGCUCCUGGCUGGCCUGCGUUUCAGCGUGCACCAGCAGUCUGAGAUGGACACCUCUGUCAAGUUCGACUUGCAGAUCCGGAGUUCCAACCUGUAUGACAACCUGAGCCCAGUAGCAUAUUAUCAGGCUGACCUUGCUAUUUCAGCAGCUGUUGAAAUUAGAGGUGUCUCAUCCCCUGACCACAUAUUCCUUCCCAUUGCAAACUGGCAGCCCAAGGAGAACCCUGAAACAGAAGAUGACAUUGGGCCUCUGGUUCAGCACAUCUACGAGCUGAGAAACAAUGGUCCAAGUGCAUUCAGCAAGGUGAUGAUGACUCUGCAGUGGCCUUACAAAUACAAAAACAACACGCUCUUGUACAUUGUGCAGUAUGAAAUUGAUGGUCCCAUGAACUGCACUUCUGACAUGGAAAUCAACCCACUGAAAAUUAAGGUUUCUGCUCCCAAGGAAGACGAGAGGAACGAGACCCUUGGCAGGGAGGAGCAGCGCGGGCACCGCGUCAGCCGGAGGGNUGCACACCCUGAACACCCUUCCUAUUUUUAUACACAGGGCUGUGGAACUGCUGACUGUUUAAAGAUUGUCUGCCAAGUUGGCCACCUGGAGAGGGGAAAGAGUGCAAUAUUGUAUUUAAAAUCACGCCUUUGGACCCAAACUUUCAUGAAUAAAGAAAAUCAGAAUCAUUCCUACUCUCUGAAAUCAUCUGCUUCCUUCAGUGUUAUAGAGUUCCCUUAUAAGAACCUUUCCUUUGAAGAUAUUCACAAUUCUACAGUUGUUGCUACAAAUAUCACAUGGGGCAUUCAGCCCCAGCCCAUGCCUGUGCCAGUGUGGGUUAUCAUUCUGGCUGUGCUAGCAGGGUUACUGCUCCUGGCUGUUCUAGUGUUUGUCAUGUACAGGAUGGGUUUUUUCAAACGUGUGAGGCCACCUCAGGAAGAGCAAGAAAGAGAGCAGCUGCAACCACAUGAGAACGGGGAGGGAACAUCAGAAGCUUAAGCAGAGUUUUAUCUGUAAGACAUUCUGAAGUGUACACUUGCCUACAUCCUGGUUACAAAUAUUGGCUUCCCCCUUCAUGAGCAAACACUCAGCACUGCAGAGCUGCUGGUCUCUGAUGUGCAAAGCAAGGGCAAAACACUUAAACCCCUCUCCUGCAUUAAUGCUGUUCCUGCCUGCCACUAACACACCUGCACUGACCCCAGGGACAAACUCCAGUGACAGCAGUGCUGGGAUUCUGCUUGCUGGGACACAGGACACAUCAUCUUUUCUGGUCCAUGCACUGACUCUCCAUGAAUUGCUACCCAGAUUCUGCAGUUGCCCUUGGAGCCAGCAGCCUCCAGAGGUGCUGGCUGGAUUCCAUGGUUGGUUUUGGUUGGAGUACACUACAUUUCAUUGCCUAGCUCUUGAAAGUCAGUUGCACAAAAAAAACAAAGAUGAAUGUAGCUUGUUUUACAGUACUGAAGAUUGUUCUUUACCCAUUAGCUCUGAUGAUGACUUUUUUCUCCUGCUCAAGAGAUAGGAAAUAUUCAGUGGAAUCAUUCACAGCUGAUAGGUAUCUCAGUUCUGCACACCAGUCAUCUGUCUUGCGGUUUCUCUCUAGACCUUACAAACACUGUUCUCCAGGUUUUGGGGCUCUUACUGUAGGGAUUGAGCCUGCAAGCACCAAGUGAGGGACAGAAAUCUGGGGCUGAUGUACUUUCUGUGGGACAUGAGGAAAAUAUUCAGGGCAAGAUCCCAAGACUCUGCUGUGUAUUUCCACAGUGCAGGAUCCAGGUGUUCCACAGAGUUCUUGGAACCAUGGAUGCAUUCAUGCCCUGCCAGGGACAAGAUGCUGGGCUGUGGCUGCCAACAGACAUGUCUGAGAAAACCCUUGGUGCCCGCAAGUCAAACCUGUGCAGGGUUUGAAGGCUGUAAAUUACUUGGAUUGUGUUUUGGUUUCUGGCAGGGCACUGUGUGGCACAGGUUACCUGGUGCACUGCAGGGAAGAUGUCAAUCCUCACUUUUCCUGGUUGCCCAUGCCCAGGUGCAGGAUGGAGUGGCACAGGGGCUGUUCACACCAGGCUCUCUGCCAGCCACAUCCAUGGAUCUGGAUUACACCUGCACUUCAGCCACUCUCACACCUCCCUCACCUCCUGCCCCCAGAGAACAGUGAGUCCAGUGAAGCAGGGGAGAGCUGGCAGUGCACAAGGGUUCAAAAACCUUAAGGCUGAUUUGGCUUGUUUCAUUUCACUCAUUCAUUGUUCCAUGGGCUUGUUUCCUUGGAUUCAUUCAUUGUUUCAGUCCCUGCAUGUUUCAUUGCACAAGACAUUUCAUUGCACAAGACAUUUCAUUAUGUUCAAUGCAUUUCAUUGCCAGAAAAGACACUAAGUAUUUGGAUCCAUUGCUGGUUUUUGAACAUACCAAAAGGUCAGUGGUUUAAAGCCAUGGGUUUGCAUCACUCUCAGCUUAUUUCCCUCACCAAUGGUGUAGUGAAAGGGAACUUCUUACACUGACUGAGACAAGAGCAUUGUGUCUGCAUUUCAGCAGACAAGGAACUGCAGAGCAGGAGGUUGUUCAGCUCGCAGCCACAGGUUGCACAGAUCGUACAAUGGACAUACCUGAACCAUUACUAAGGUGCCUUCUAUGAGGUGUGUUUAUUCUCUUUCCCAAAAAGAGAAUAAAUUACACUAUAAAUUAUAAAUUACAUGACACUCCCUGUGUGCAGCCAGGCACACAAAGGAAAACUUCUACUGUUCUUACACCAGUGAGAUUUCUAUGUAGACAAGCUCUUGAAAGGGCAAAAACUCUGGUUUGGUUUUGUACCUUGAGGUUUUUGUUCAUAGCUGCAUCUCCCCCAUAAAUACAGCAGUGCUCACUAAAGCCAGAACUUUCUGAAAUGAGCAGUUUGUUUCAACUCUGGUUUCUGCUUCCUUUCAGGGGUUGAAAAUCCACCAAUGGCUUUUGUUAAAUCCAUUUUUACUUGCUGAUCCAUGAUGGCAUCUGAGAGCACUGAGUCUGGGGGGGCCAGUAUGUUCACCAGAUAUAGGCUUCCAUAUUUAUCCAUGUACAUGGGUUGGGUUUAGACAGUUUGUUUAGAUAAAAUUAGUUCACAUGAAAGGGUGUAGGGCAUGAUUCUGCUUUCACUGAACUUUCAAGGUCUUCAGUGUGGCUAAUAUCUUAUUUUUGUCUGUAUUUUUAGUAUUGUUACUAGUAAUGUAGUAGAGAGCCAGGAGUCAGGCUUUGAUCCUGGCCUCAAAAUGUGACUUUGGUAGAGCAGCAUUAUUUUCAGUUUCUUCCAUGGGCUUGUGGUUCGCAUGCUUUGUCAGCUGAUUAUCUGUGUGCAAGGAGCUUGGUUUUACUCAGUCUUAAUCUCAGUAGGGUAAGAGGUUUAAGAGCCUGCCAGACAGAUUAUAGCUCUAAUUCCUCCGUGUGUGCUUUCAUUACAUGUACACUCCAUGGUGACUUGAAAUUUAUUAGACUACUUGCAUGUGUAGGCUUUGUUAGGAGGUGAAAAAGAGUAUUUAAAUAAAAAUCAUGGUCAAGAUCCCUCCUGCUCACAUGGAUGGGAUACCAUAGCAUUGCUAAUGUCAGUGCUAACUGCAUCCUAAUUUUACUGGAAACUCUCUUUAUGCUGAUUUUCAGGAUAAGAAGGUACAUUUUAUUGGUACAACUGCUGUAGCUGUAGAAAGUAUCUUCCAUUUUUGAAGUUACAUAAAGUAAGACUUAUUUAAGUGAUUUUUUUAUUUCUUGCCUUCUGCUGAAGGAUGAAAACAAAUAGUUGCUUCUUUCAUGUCCAUUAAUUUCCAGUUAGGUUCAAAAGACCACAUUAGCAUAUGUAAAUGGAGUAUACAGGUUACUUAGCAUAGAUGUAACACCUCAAAUUCAACUUAAAGUAGCAUUUGUGUUUCAGGGAGAUUCCAAACUGGAAAUUUUCCUGAAUGGGGGUGCAGGAAACUUUUGAUAGUGUGUUCUAGAUUCAGCAAUAAGAGUCCAGAUUAUGUAUGUACUUGUGUCAAUAUAAAUUUUAUACUGGUUUAGAGGCAUUGAUGUAUUCUUACAGCAAGUACUGUAGAAGGAUGUUAAAGAUUUUUAAGAAACUUUAGAAAAGGUAUUUUAGAAUGAAAUUAAUGCCUUUGAGUCAAAAUUUGUAUGCACAUGGUGCAUACUGGAAGCAUUUAAAAAAUACAAGUACAGUAACAGAGAAUUAACCUUCUUUUGAGAGCUAUGUUUCAGGAGCAGAUUUUUUAUAAAUAUAAAAUCAACAGCUAUGUAAUUAUUUAGACAAUAAGAACAUUUUAAAAGAGCUAUAUCUUUUAUAAUGAAAUAUGAAUUAUCUAAAUACUCCAGUUUGCAAUUAAUGCAGCAUCUCAUGAUCAAUACUGAAAAGUGAUUUAUAUUACAGAAUGCAUAUUAUCUAUUACUAUAGUUGACAAUAUUUAGAAAAUGUAAAGCAAGGAACCUAAUUUAUAGGUUUACAUUUCUUUCAAGAAACUAUGAAAUUGUGGAAAUAGCUUUUGUUUAAGCAUGACUGUAAAGUCAAAUAUGGCUAUAUUUAUCAACAUAAUUUGAAAUCUUUGAGUAAGUUUGCCAAGUUAUCAGGGUUUUUUCUGUUUUAAAUCUUGAUCUACACAUUGAUCUCCAAUUCACAUAAUGCUUGUGGCAACUUUCUAAAGUUUCCUACGUGCGCUCUUUCUUUAUAAAACAUUUAUUCCAAGCAAAGGUAUCAAAUAUUUAGUUGUUUCUAAACUUGAGUCCAUGCUUAAAUAGUCUUAAAUGGUAUAUUGAAAAUAUUUCAGCUAUGAUCAGCAUGCCUUUGGUGAUUUGAAGGAAUCAUGCUGCACUUAGAUUUUUGCAGCAUUUGGGUUUGUUGUUGGUUACCCUGACAGAAUCCUGGAGUAUUUUAUCCUCCACUCUCCCGGACAGUCUCAGAGCAGCAUUACACUGGUUUUUGGUUAGUCUGGACCAAAGAGAAAAAAACAGGUUUUGUCUUUGGUCCAGCCUAACGUGACCCUUUGAACGUGAUUCUUUGUGUCCAGUGCUGCUGGCUGAUAAUGAUUUGGGAAAAAAAUAAAAAAUUAUUACAGAAAAACAGGACUCUGAAAAAUAAAAAGGGUGAUGGCAGGGCCCAGAGGAGAUGAUUUUGGUUUUGUUCCUGAGGCGUGCAGAGCUCUGUUGGCAGUGGCCCCUGUCACAGGCAGAUGCCACAGCUGGGAUCAUGGUUAUUGCUGAGUUCUGUGACUCCUGUGGGAUCUGGACUCCUUGGAUGGGGUCGUGGUUAUUGCUGAGCUCUGUGGCAUCUGGACUCCGUGGUACUGCGUUUUCAGUCUCCAGCCCCCAGGUGCAAUAUGCCAUGGUCCGGCCUGGCUCACUGCCAGGCCUCUGCCCACUUUUGCUGGCCUAAGAAGGGCCGUGGUAUUUCCUUCUUUGUGGUGUUUCCUUUUUUUUUUUUUUUUGUGAGGACCUUGCAGAGGCAGCGUGCUCACUGGAGGUGAUGGAUUAAUUAAUUAAUUAAUGAUGCUGUUGGAAGCCUUUGAUCACCCACAUUGGGUGAAGCUUGGUGUAUAUUCUAAAGUGUGUCCACUACUAACCCGUGAGUGCUUCAGAACUGGGACCACCUUCUUUAAGGCCACGGUGGAAAAUUUGACUAAAGACUACAGAAUAACGGGGUUGAGUCUGUAGUACUACUGCUUUUUCAUGUGGUUGUGGUAUUUAGGUCUGUUUUUUCCCAAUGUGUAGAAUUUUAACACAGCACAGGAAAUCUAACCUUUCAUGCAAUGGCUUUCUCCAGAUAUGCUGCAUUAAAGGUGAAUAACCUGACCCUUGGCUUUUGCAAAGUAAUGGAAGAUUUCAUGUAGCAUUUUGCAUCUUAAAAAAAUCCUCGUACAGGUUUUGCUUUUCUAGUCCAUGAAGGAAACCUGUAUUUGCUAUGAUACAAAUAUGCUGAAAAUGUAACAUUUUCUUUCUUCAUAAUGGAUUUUUUUGCCUUUUUUUUGUGUUUGCUUGUGCAUUAAAUCAGUAGAGCAUUAUUUGCACAAGCAGAAAAUUAACAUACUAAUGAGAGUGCUGCAUUUUAUGUUUCUUUGUCAUGCAGUAAAUACUUGCAGGAUAAAUGGGAAUAUUUUCAGUUACUAUGAACUUGUUUCAAAGGUCUUCGGUACAUUUAAGGAGAGAAAUAUACAUUUGAAGUCACCUUAUUUUGUAUUAAAUUAUAAAUUGUGCAAAGGAGUGGGUGUUGUGGCACAGUAAUUUUAUACUGAUAUGAAAUGUAUAGCUAUUAAAGCUAUGGUUUGCUUUUUAACUCAUUCUUUUCAUCCUAAUGCAAAUUUGAGUGUUUUUAUUAGGUUGUAUUUUUCUAUGUAUAUAUAUACAAUUUCAAAAUACUAUGAUUGGGUAAACUGAAAAAUGUAAUUAUUGAUUUGAUUCUGAUAUUUAGAAUUUUGGAAUAAAAUACCUCUUAAUCAACAGAAA
Messenger RNA from Zonotrichia albicollis (white-throated sparrow), 8604 nucleotides. The record is from RefSeq and is a predicted model, not a curated record. Lineage: Eukaryota; Metazoa; Chordata; Aves; Passeriformes; Passerellidae.